Molecule: messenger RNA, 2585 nt
Organism: Cuscuta epithymum
Lineage: Eukaryota; Viridiplantae; Streptophyta; Magnoliopsida; Solanales; Convolvulaceae
Source: the annotation of a GenBank genome assembly
AUUUGUCUUUGUGAUAUAAUUAUUUUCCAUUAUAAGUGGUUCUUCCCAUUUUGGUUAUGAUGAAAGCUUCCACCAUAUACUGAAAUAAGAUAGGGUUGGUAUUAGAUGUAGUAGUGGUAAUUUGGAUUUGGCCUCAUUUAUAUCUUAGAUAAUGAGAAUAUGAGAUGGCUUGAAACUCAUCACUAUCUACUUUGGAUGCCCCCAAUCUGGUUUGAAUAGACAAGAGGCAAUCUGAACCUAUAUUUAAUAACUUUAUGGAUUGUGAUUAUGGAAGUCUUGGUGUUGGACUGUUGGAUGUAUUGUAUUCCAGAUUUCCAGUACCCACAAGGCCAUAAUCCAUAUUCAGUAUCUGACUUGACUGACUAUGUGCCUAUGUGGUGCUAUUCAGUUUCUGACUCUUUGUUUAUAUGUGCGGGAUGAUUAUUGAGGACUUAGGACUGAGGAAGUGAGGAGAAUUGGAAAGUCGAAUGUGGUCAUACUUUAUAGUUUUUGCUUUGUAAACACUUAUGCAGCUUUAUGCUAUGGUUUGUAAACUUUGGUGUCCUCCUUGUAGUUUUUGCUAAGUACUCUAUUAACUUUUUCUGGACUUGGUUUGUAAUUUAAGUAUCAAGUAUGUAAGCAUGUAGCCAAUAGGCAGUAGACAAUUAGAUAUGUAGUUUGUAAUGGUGCAUUUGUAGCUUUGUGCAACUCAAUCGGUUGGGUUCUUGAUCAGUAAGAUCACUACCAACUUUUUUUGUAAAAGAAAAAUUGUAAUUCUGUACUUGACAGUUUGUAAAUUUGCAAAGUUUUUGCGUUUUAAAUAUAACCGAAGUAACCGAUAUCCGAUCCGAUAUCCGGAAAAACCCGAAAUAGUAAUAUCCGAAAAACCCGAAACCGAAACUCACCGGGUUGGGUUCAAAAUAUACAUCAUAAAACCCGAACGGGUUUGGGGUCCGCACACCCGACCUGCCCGAACCCGACCCGUGCUCUCCCCUACCACCGAGUUUAUUGCCCGACGUAUCCAUGUGAAGAUUAUUUGUUAUAUUAAUUGACAUCUUCCUUAAUUUCUUUCAUUCUGUAAAACCUGGCUCCUCCGAUUCCCUGGGUUAUUUCUCAAUCUCCCAACGGGCUGGUCAUCGCUUAAUUGACGCCAAGGCCUAUCCUGACUCCUUCAAGGGCUGUAGACAUAAGUGGGUUUGGGUUACCCCAACGGAUGGUAGGCUUCCAUUCGAGAACAAGUGGGAGGAGCUGAUUCGGAGAUGGGUGAUGCCUAUCCUGCCAUAAGGGAAUGACAAGGUCACCAAAUUGAUCGUAGAGGGCUCACCCUUCUUGAUGGGGCACUACGUGGGUGAGGACGAGGUGGUUGUUCUUGAAUUUAGAUCAGGUCAGCAAUGACCAAUCGUAUAUUUGCUUCAUUUUUCUUUUUCUGUUUACCUUUUCUGACAAGGUUCUUGUUUUGAUUCAGCGGGCGAUUCAGAUGGCAUCCCGACUGAAGCGCCUUGUUGCGAAGACUGGAGCCACCCCCAGUCCCCUGGCCCCAUUUAGGAAAAUCCAGACCCAGGGAGCACUUGGGGCCGCUAUGGAGAAUCCAGGGGGAUCCACCCUCGGAGACGUUGCUGUGACUCUUACUACGCCGGUUGCCGACCUCUAGCCCCCCACUGUUAAGGGGGCUGGGAAGAGGCUAGAAAUCCAGGCCAUUUCUGGGCCUAAGAAGAAGAACAAAGUUGCCAUGAAGCCUACUGAGGAUGUUGUUGAUGUAGAUUCUGAUUCGGAUGCAGAGUCUCAAGGAGGUGGCAAUCAGGGGAAAACCUCGAUACCUAUUCAUACCGUCAGGCUCUCCAUGAAGUUAGGCUCAGCCUCCAUAUUCCGCCGCACCGUGAACCCGGUAGCUUUGGGUUUGGCAGUCACACCUCCUGUUGAUGCUGAGGAAAUCAAGGACCUAUCCCUUCGGGCAGCUAUCCGGCACGCCAUUCAUGCCAUGUCUGAGGCCUUCAUACUCGCUUCCUCAGGUUCUCGUCAUUUAGAAGAGGGGCAUGAUGAUGCAUGGGACCUGCUGGCGGACCUCAAGAAGAAAAUGGCGGACCUGGAGCAGAGGCUGGAAGUGGCAGUGAAGGAGGCUGGCACGCUGCAGAAGAGUCUUGACAAUCUUGAGGUUGCUCAUCGGAUCAUGGAGGGAAAGCUGAGGAGGAAAGCCGAGGAGGCCGGUCCUGCUUCUGUCCAGGCCUUUCGGGGAAGUGAGGGUUUCCAGGCUGAGGUAGAUCAGAUCAUCCUUGGCCGCAUGCCUCAAAUCGCCCAAGACUAGCUCGUAUCUCCUGAGGGGGAGGCUAGGCCGGAUGAGGAGUGAACCCUGUGCUUCAAGCUAGGCCAAUAAGGGAUGCAAAAGUCCUUGUACGAACUCCUCCAGAAGAGGGACCCUACUUUCUCUGCUCAGGCUUGGGGGCUGCCAAUCCUAAUGGAGAACCCAGAAGCCCCCAGGGGAGCCGAAAGGCCACAGAAGAGAGCCCAACCUUGGUUGACUCUGCCUCAGAAAUUCCUCCCUCCUUAUCUGGUAAUUGAUUGAUCUUAAACACUUAACAAACACUCUUUCUGGGCCUGCAUGUUCGUGG